CCCUGCCCCUUUCUGACGUCACGCCCCUGACUGUUGUGCGAGUCUUUCUCCGUUCACGCGCGCGCGAGAGCCCUCCCCAACUGGCGCGACCGUAGAGUCGCUCUAGCUCGUGAUUCAAAGUAGUGUAGACUUCUUGCCCGGCUCCAGCUGUCUCCGGUCUCUCCGGGAAUGAGAAGCAAUGGCCGGCUCUGCCAACGAGGAGAAAACCUUCAAGAGGUUCCUGGAGCUCUUUCUGCGGGAGAUGAGGCCACCUCUCCAGGAGGACGUACCUGUACCCAUGCGCCCCUUUUCGGACCUCAUCUCGGAGGACGAGGUAGAAGGGGAAUGCCUCGACCUGUGUCUUCAGCUCCUCUGUAAAUAUAAUUGCCCUUUCUCCUUGGCUGCAGCCCUGGCCCGUGGUACGGCUGAUAGCAUCCUGCAAAGCGAUCUUUCAGUGUACCAUCUCAACAAGAGCGUAGAGGACGGGACCGAAACAUUGCCUCAGAUUGAUUCGGUGAAGCUAGCACGGUUGGUCUAUAAUAAGCUGUGUGAGACGUGCUGCCAUUGGCUCAAGGAAUUCCCGUAUCGCCGUCGCCACUUGCCGUACUACGAGACCUCCAUCCACGCCAUCAAAAACAUGCGACGCAAGAUGGAGGACAAACACAUGGUCAUUCCAGAUUUCAACACGCUCUUCAAUCUACAGGACCAGGAGGAGCAGGCGUUUUUUGCCGUGUUUGAUGGUCACGGCGGGGUGGAUGCCGCCAUCUACGCCGCCAACCACCUGCAUGUGAACCUGGUCAGACAAGAAAUGUUCAGUCAGGACCCGGGAGAAGCCUUGUGGCACGCCUUCAAACUGACAGAUGAACGAUUUGUACAGAAGGCAUCACGAGAGAACCUGCGCUGUGGUACCACCGGGGUAGUGACAUUUCUGAGGGGUCACACACUGUACGUAGCCUGGCUCGGAGAUUCACAGGUCAUGAUGGUCAGGCGAGGUCAACCAGUGGAGCUGAUGAAACCACACAAACCAGAUAGAGAGGAUGAGAAGAAGCGGAUUGAGGCUCUGGGCGGUUGUGUAAUCUGGUUUGGCACAUGGAGAGUCAAUGGAAGCCUGUCAGUGUCAAGGGCCAUUGGUGACUCAGAACACAAGCCCUACAUCUGUGGUGAUGCUGACCACACCACUUUCAACCUGGAUGGUAGUGAAGACUACUUGAUCCUGGCCUGCGAUGGCUUCUACGACACCGUGAACCCGGAUGAAGCGGUGCGAGUGGUCAGCGACCACCUGCAAGAAAACAACGGAGACACCGCCAUGGUAGCCCACAAGCUUGUGGCCUCGGCCCGUGACGCGGGGUCCAGCGACAACAUCACGGUAAUCGUGGUGUUCCUCAGGGACCCCCGUCUGCCCCCACCCUCGGAGGAACCAGAGGAGGAAGCUGAAGAAGAACCUGUGGAAGAUCCAGGAGAGGAGGAGGAAGAGGACGUGGAGGCUUUGCAGAGCGAGUUGGUGUGCCAAGACGGAGGGACUGAGAACGGAGGAAAGAAUCGGGGCGGCUGGCCACUCCAGCAAUGUUCCGCCCCGGCUGACUUGGCCUACGAAGACCGCAUGGAUUCGUUUACGGACAGAACCACUCUAAGCAUCACAGGGCCGGACCUGCAUGCAGAGACUGGCUGCUUUAGGCUCCCAGCUUCCUCAGGCCUACCCCCUGUGAGAACCAUCACACCAGACCUCAUAUCCCCCUACGGUGGGGCUGGAGCGGCCUGGCGCCCCUACCAAGACGAGGGCCUCUCUGGAUACAGGCAAAAUCCCCAGCCUAAACCAAGAGUCCCCUCUUACUCUCAGCACACCCCAGAUGGACAAUUGCUGGAGGUGGCUGCGCUCUUCCCCCAUGAGGGACGGAGGAAGAGGCGGAUGGAGUUUAUGCCGCUAAGGAGGGAAUCGCAGCGUUUGAUCCGGAGGGCCAGGGAAACCUACGGCCCACUUAGCUGCAUGCCCUAUCCUCUUCGCUCACCAGAGAGGAAGCCUGGGAUGGCCUUUCCCCAUGUUAUCCACAGCAAAAGGGUCUAAUCAAUUACUUCCUUGCCCCAUCAUACUGCCCUCCAUCCCUAAGGCUAAAACUCAUAUCACGCAACCCAGACUGAGCACGCUUUGUCCCAAAACCUAGUGAGCUGCCCGAGUAGGCAGCAUUGCUUUGGGUGCAAAGCUUAAAAUCAGUGGUCCAAAUCAGUUACAUACAAGGUCUAUUUUAGUCAGGCUGCCUAUGUAGCCAGUAGGGAGCCUACUAGGUUUUUGGACAGAGCCAACUGAUACUACACUGCUGUAACGCUUCCUCUCUCAUUUUAAGAACCCCUUAACGCGCUUAUUCAGCUUAUUCAUCCUCAUAACCCUCUCUGAUCUGGUUUGUGUUAACACUAACCUUAAACACACUGUCUUCUGUUUAUACACUCACACAUGGUUCAGAUGUCAUGCACACACGGUGUAGUAUCUUUUAACCUGAAAUAUCUGAGACAUGAUACAGCUCUUGGCCGCCGUGGGGUGAAUUCACUAAACAGUUUGUGCUGCAGUCUAGUUUAACCAGGUGCUAAAUGCAGCAUUAACAUGGCUAAUUUCUUGUGUAAAUUAAGCUUAUUAUAGAUUGUAAUUUAGGCUUAUUAUAGAUUGAACUGUAAGUCAGGCUUAUUCAGUAUUCGCUUGGCACAAUUAACGUUGCGCUAUUAUCGCCCACAGAAACCAGGCGUUAAAUGAAUUUUUAUGUAAAUGAGAUAUUUGGGAACUUUUUACUGUUAAUCACGGCAAUAUUCAAGAAAUUAUAUAGAAACGUGCAUUGUUCAGAUAUGCAUAGUGAAAUGAUGCUGCACGUUCCCAUUUUGAAGCUAUUUUUUCAUCGAGUAACUUUUUGUAUCGGACGCUAAACAUCGCAGAUAGAAAUUUAAUUGCACUAUCAAAUGGUGCAAUAUAUUUUUAGUGAAUUCCCCCCACAUAUUUAUCUGCUUUAAUCCACCUCCAGAUUAAACUUGUUCAGAAUCACUUACUAGACCUCAUGGGUGGGUUUUAUUUAUUCCUUAUUUUCUAAAGCUAAAAAGGUUGAAAAAGAUUUUUUUGAAUUGCAUUUUAUUUUGGUCACAGUAGGGGUUUGUUAGAGUUAAUGAAUUGCAAACAUAUUGAUUUGUGUAUGAGAAAGCAUGUCUAGAAGACAUAUACUGUAUGUGCACUGUAAAAAAUGCAGCAUUAAGUCAA
Molecule: messenger RNA, 3211 nt
Organism: Misgurnus anguillicaudatus (oriental weatherfish)
Lineage: Eukaryota; Metazoa; Chordata; Actinopteri; Cypriniformes; Cobitidae
Gene: ppm1e
Product: protein phosphatase, Mg2+/Mn2+ dependent, 1E
Biological process (GO): negative regulation of protein kinase activity; protein dephosphorylation
Cellular component (GO): nucleus
Molecular function (GO): protein serine/threonine phosphatase activity; cation binding
Source: RefSeq, a predicted model, not a curated record